Molecule: messenger RNA, 932 nt
Organism: Spodoptera exigua (beet armyworm)
Lineage: Eukaryota; Metazoa; Arthropoda; Insecta; Lepidoptera; Noctuidae
Source: the annotation of a GenBank genome assembly
GUACCUUUUAAUAUUUAUGAAGUUAUGACAGAAACUGUGGAAUAUUUUUAAAUUUACGCAAUGCAGAAAUUGGAACUGACAUUAGCUAUAAUAAAACCACAUGCAGUAUCGAACCCAGUAGUGCUAUCAUUCAUUAGAAACCUUUUGAAACACAAAUUUAUUGUUGUUAGAACGAAACGGGUUAAUUUAGACACAGAAACUGCUUGCCGUUUUUAUAAAGAACACUUCGGCAAAUUCUUCUAUAAUCGACUUGUAACCUUUAUGUCAAGUGGGAGUAUAGAUCUUCAUGUGUUGGGACAUGUGAAUGCAAUUGGUCUGUGGAGACAGAUGCUAGGUCCCACGAGCGUGUACAAGGGACAGUUUCAAGAGCCACACUGUCUGAGAGGCAUGUUUGGUAUAUCAGAUACUAGGAAUGUGGCACAUGGUUCAGAUUCACAUGAGUCAGCAGAGAGGGAGAUUAAGUUCUUUUUCCCUGAUUUUUCCUUCUACCACUGGCGCAACCAUGAUGAAGAAUGGUACCGAAAGGGCCCAAUCAUAUUCAAUGACCAUCACUUUCAACAUGUAAAGAGGCUUUAGAUAAUAUUAAUUAGUGACUAUGAAGCCUGGUGUGAUAAAUCAAAUAGAACAUUUUGCUUAAAUCAUCCUUUUGAAUGACAAGGUGGGCUAUGGCAGACAAAUCAACUACACUAUUGAAUUUGAAGUUUUCUGGUCAGCUGUAGCCAAAUAUUUUUCAUUUGUCACAUUAUAUAGCUGACCAUGGUAGGCAAAAGGUUAAUAAGGGCCUGUGCAGACAAGGACUUUAUAAGAAAAGGUCCACAGAAAUCUUGAGAAGUGUGAAUAAAAUUGUGAUAGAGAAACCUUUAAAUUAGCUUAGUGACAGGGCAACUGGCUGCUCUGCAAUGUGGCACUGGUUUCUACACAGAACCUGUGUG